Messenger RNA from Hibiscus syriacus, 933 nucleotides. Its product is annotated as UDP-N-acetylglucosamine transferase subunit ALG13 homolog. Gene Ontology annotation, cellular component: UDP-N-acetylglucosamine transferase complex; extrinsic component of endoplasmic reticulum membrane. Gene Ontology annotation, molecular function: hexosyltransferase activity. The record is from RefSeq and is a predicted model, not a curated record. Bases 229 to 765 code for a protein of 178 amino acids. The transcript has 5 exons. NCBI's taxonomy places the organism in Eukaryota, Viridiplantae, Streptophyta, Magnoliopsida, Malvales, Malvaceae. Gene Ontology annotation, biological process: dolichol-linked oligosaccharide biosynthetic process.
UCCAGUUCCGUUUUGCUGCUUUCCCCUGCUGUUGCCGAUUACUGUUGACCUUGAACUGUUAUUGCAUCUUGCUGAUUUCUGCUCGUUUGGCUGCUCAUCUGCUGCUACUUGCAGUGUUGGAGUUCAGUGUAUAGAAGGGCAAUUGGUAAGGACCAAAAGGUGCAGCAGCACAUUUCGGUCUUCGAGGUAGAGGGUGUAACCAAUCUGCAAGUUCUUUAGUGAUUCUAGAUGGGAGAGUCCCUGGAUGGGGUGAAGGGAAAGAGGGUGGUUUUCGUUACGGUGGGAACAACACGUUUUGAUGCACUUGUUAAAGUGGUGGACUCUCAGGAAGUUAAGGAUGAAUUACUGAGAAGAGGAUACACUAAUCUUCUCAUUCAAAUGGGUCGAGGGUCUUAUCUUCCUACGAAGUCUACUGGUGAUGAUGGAUCUUUGGCUGUAGACUACUUCACAUUUUCUUCAAGCAUUGUGGAACAUUUGAAAUCUGCAUCUCUUGUGAUCAGUCAUGCAGGUUCUGGGAGCAUAUUUGAGACCAUGCGGUUUGGCAAACCUUUAAUCGUGGUUGUCAAUGAAGAUCUGAUGGAUAAUCAUCAGAGCGAGCUAGCUGAAGAAUUGGCUGAGAGAAAACAUUUAUAUUGUGCUCGCCCUCCGACACUUCACCUAACUAUAGCCAGUAUGGAUUUGAAGUCUCUUGUUCCAUACUCUCCUGGAGAUGCCACACCGGUGGCCAAACUCAUAAACAGGUUUCUUGGUUUUCCAGAAGAUUGACGGGGUUGAAUAUACUGUAAGAAACAGGAUUCCUAGGUAAAGCUUAUUUUCUAAUAACCAAUUGGCCCAACUGAAGUUUAUUUGUAAUAUAUCAUGGUUUGGAUGUAUUAGAUGCAUGGAUGUAAAUGUAGUUCACGUUGGCCGGUGUUCACCCUUAAAUCUAUUUUU